Molecule: messenger RNA, 1605 nt
Organism: Dunckerocampus dactyliophorus (ringed pipefish)
Lineage: Eukaryota; Metazoa; Chordata; Actinopteri; Syngnathiformes; Syngnathidae
Gene: ift38
Product: clusterin associated protein 1
Exons: 14
Coding region: 104-1432 (442 amino acids)
Biological process (GO): cilium assembly
Cellular component (GO): centrosome; intraciliary transport particle B; cilium
Source: RefSeq, a predicted model, not a curated record
CCAUUGGACAGGAAUCGUUCGCUUUUCCUUCCUAGCUGAACUACUCUGAGGGCGACCGCUCGACUGGCUGGUCAACAGGUGUGAGGACUCGGCAGUACUGACAAUGUCCUUCAGAGAUUUGAGAAAUUUUACAGAAAUGAUGAGGGCGUUGGGCUAUCCCCGCUUGAUAUCGAUGGAGAACUUCAGAACACCUAACUUCAACCUGGUGGCAGAAAUCAUGAUAUGGCUUGUUAAAAGAUAUGAGCCUCAAAUGGAUAUUCCCGCAGAUGUGGACACAGAGUCAGACAGAGUAUUCUUCAUAAAGGCUGUGGCUCAGUUUAUGGCGACUAAAGCUCACAUCAAGCUGAACACCAAGCGCCUCUACCAGGCUGAUGGCUAUGCAGUGAAGGAGAUGUUGAAGAUCACCUCGGUGCUGUACAGCGCCAUGAAGACCAAGCAGAUGGGCCUGGAGGACAGAGUGGAGGAGGACAGCAGCAAGUUCAAGUUCGACAUUAGCUCACGGAUUUCAGACCUUAAAGAAGCUCGACAGCUGGCAUCUGAGGUCACGUCUAAAGGAGCAUCUCUGUAUGAUUUACUGGGCAAGGAGGUGGAACUUAGGGAAAAGAGAACUGCGGCCAUUGCAAGACCCCUGGAGAUUGAUGGCACUGAAAGGGCCCUCAGAGCUGCCAUUAAAGAGGCUUUGGAAACGGUGGAGAAGACCAAAGAAAUGUUGAAUAAUAUUGUUUCUGACGAGGCCAGUCUGGAUGUCAAGAUAGAAAAGAAACAACAGGAACUGGAGAGAAGUCGGAAGAGGCUUCAGACGCUGCAAAGUGUGCGACCAGCGUUCAUGGAUGAAUAUGAGAAGAUCGAAGAAGAACUUCAAAAGCAAUAUGAGGUCUAUGUGGCAAAGUUUAAGAACCUUUGUUUCCUAGAGUCUCAGCUGGAAGAUUAUCAUCAGCUGGAGCAAGAGAGGUUUGAGGAGACGGAGAACACUCUAAGGCUGAUGCAGCAAAAUCUGAAGGAAGAGGACAGAGAUCUCAUGAGGAGCUCAUUGAAAAAUGUGGACUCUGACAUGGAUGUUCUUGAGGACGAAGCGGACUUGGACAGUGACUUGGAAGAAUCUCGGCCCUCGAAUCCACGGCCUACUCGAAAUGGCUUGAUGGCUGCUAAACACACGAACGAUUUGUUCAGAAGAGGAGGAACAAGAUUCAUCGGGAACAUGCAAGGUGGCGACAGUGGUGAGCCAACAUUGGCCAUUCCCAGAAGGCCAAAACAGAGGGGAAAGUCCGAAGACAGUGAGAUUGAGGUGGACGAAGAUGACGACGAAGAAGGCGAGGACGAGAGCAAAGCAUUGGAUGAUGACAGUUUGGAAGAUCCUGUGUCGAGGGCGACCCGCUCCUCCAGGGGACGCGUGAGACCGCCCCUGUCUGAGGAGAGCGACAACGAUUUCUGAUUUUUAUAAACUUUCACGCACAUUUUACAUGAACUUUUUCAUUUUGUAGCCCGUCAUAUCUAUUCUAUUGUAAAAUUGUAUAGCAGUGAAUAUAGUAAUAAUCCAUCGCAGGAGCACAGAGCAUCCAUAUACAGGAGAGCUUACAUCAUGUGAAUUUUGAAGUAAAGUCCUCU